Messenger RNA from Arachis stenosperma, 3727 nucleotides. RefSeq names its product protein PLASTID MOVEMENT IMPAIRED 1-RELATED 1-like. The record is from RefSeq and is a predicted model, not a curated record. The transcript has 3 exons. Bases 1540 to 3612 code for a protein of 690 amino acids. NCBI's taxonomy places the organism in Eukaryota, Viridiplantae, Streptophyta, Magnoliopsida, Fabales, Fabaceae.
AUCUUCUUAUUCUUUCUCACCAAAGUCACCUACCUCAUCUUUGGAAGUGCAUUAAGCAAAGGAUAAAAAAAACAAGCAUAACAAGGAGUCAACAAAACCGCUUCAUUUCGUUCCAAAUCACAAUUCCUGUUUCAUCAAAACCAAAGCUAAUUUUUCGGGUGUUCCUCGUUCCAUCAGAUUCACGCUGCACCAGCCACAACCACCGAAUACUUAUUUUUCAGUCACGAAUAUCCUAAAUUGAUUCAUCCGUGAAACAUCUAGUGUGAUGGGUUGAUAGAAUUUGUUAGGUGUUUUUCUAUAUUUACCAAUUUGUUCAAUCUUCAAUGCCAAUAAGAUGAUAAAAUCAAAGUUUGAGUGUGGGGAUCAAGAUGUUGAUGGUGGUGAUGUUGGAGAAGCUAACUGUGAAGAUGGUCGGUUACUGCGUGACAUUGAGGAAAUAAGCAGAGCCCUUUACUUGAACAAGGCCCCUUCUAAGGGCUUGUUCUCUUCGUCAAAUAUUCGAUCCAAAUCUGCUGAGAAAACUCGUGUAGCAAAGCCAAAAGUUCAAUUUGCUCCAGGAUAUGUUAGGGAUGAUCUGUUUGUUAAGGACAAGAAGUUGUCUUCAGCAUGGAAUUGGAAGAAGCCCUUGAAAGCUUUGACCCAUAUUGGUAGUCAGAAGUUCCAUUGUUGUUUUAAUCUCCAUGUCCACUCGGUUCAAGGGUUGCCGUCGAAUUUCAAUGGCAUUAGUUUGCGUGUUCAUUGGAAAAGGAAAAACAGCAGUUUGCAGACACGCUCGUCAAUGGUUUUUGGCGGUGCUGUUGAGUUUGAUGAAACUUUGGCCCAUAAGUGCUCGGUAUACGGUAGCGGCAGUGGGACUAGUCAUUCCGUGAAGUAUGAUUCUAAGCGUUUCAUGAUUUAUGUUUCUAUUGUUGGGGCACCUCAAGUUGACAUAGGGCAUCAUGAGGUAGAUCUCACAAGACUUUUGCCUCUAACUUUGGAGGCAUUAAGGGGCGACAAUAGUUCAGGGAAAUGGACCACAAGUUUUAGAUUGGCAGGAAGCGCUAUGGGAGCUAGCCUACAUGUUAGUUUCAGUUAUCAAGUCUUAAAUGAUGAAUUGAUGAAAUUCGGUGGUAGCAAUCCAAAUGUUCUCAACCAUAUUAAUUUGGAGGCUAGCAGGUCUAGUACCGCAGACAAUGCUGUGGAUUUUGGUUAUAGCAAUAGGGACAUAAAGUCUUGGCAAUCUGGGAGCUAUGCUCAUGAGCUGCAAAAUAGAUUGGUUGUCCCUGAUUCAGAUGAUGCAACAUCGUGCAAUGAAUUAUUGCUGAAUUCUGGCUCAGGUCUUUCGAAGUCAAUCAGUUUAUUAUAUCAGAAACUUGAUGAGCAGUACUUGGAUGAUCCAGCCUGGAUAGACUCGAAAGAUUUGGAACCAAUUAGGACCAAAAUUCCUCUGAAAUCGGAGUUUCCUGAAGAAUCAUUGAACAUGAGUGUGAUGACACAGAGUCUGAUGACACUGAGUUUUCCAUUAUUGAACAGGGUGUAGAAACAUCAGAUGGUAAUUCCAUGCAACCUGAUCAGGAAAGAACUAAAACAAUUGAUGUAUCUACGGUUGAAAUCAUUAAUGUGGAUGAGAUUAUUAAGGACGACGACAUAGAUUUAGACAGAAACACAAGAUGUGAUUCAAGGGAUAACAUAUGUCAUAGUUGCUUGAACGGGGCGAUUGCAGAUGACAGCAAACUUAACUGCAGUAGCACAUGUGCCGAUCAAACUUCCAUGAAAGCAGUGGAUACAGCUCAUGAGACAUCACCGGAGUUGGUAGUUUUAGAUAACUUGGAUGCUUUAUGGCCAAUGCAUGAGUUUCUACAUCACGAACAACACCAGUUGAGUCUCCAGUCUGAUUAUAAAACACAUAGAACAUUGAAAAAGUCACAUAGCUUGGAUGAUUUCACUGAAUCUGUGGCAAAUGAUUUCUUGAACAUGCUUGCUACGGAGAGUGACACGUUUGACUUGGGUUGCCAUGGUGAUCCACAAUCUCCUAGAGAACAGCUUUUAAGCCAGUUUGUAGAAGAGGCUCUGUCUUCAGGUAACUUCAGUCUUUAUUUCGAUGCAAAUAAGGAGGAAUUGGGAAUAGAUAUAGAUACACUUGGAGAGGGUAGGGAAGAUUUUGCUGCGGAUUCUGAAUUGUCUUUAACUAUUCAAUCUGCUGAGGAGGAUCAUGAAAGGGCGAGUCGGUUAUUACUCCAUAGAAGGAAUGCUAAAAUGCUUGAAGAUCUAGAGACCGACUCAUUGAUGCAACAAUGGGGAUUAAAUGAAAAGGACUUUGAAGAUUCUCCUGGAACGUGGUCCGGUGGAUUUGGAAGUCCAAUUGAGUUACCGAAUGAAGAAUCAUUGAUGUUACCUUCAAUUGAAGAAGGGCUUGGUUCAUUUGUUGAAACAAAGGAUGGAGGCUUUCUCAAGUCCAUGAGUCCUUCCCUCUUCAGACAUGCUAAAAAUGGUGGGAAGCUAAUCGUUCAAGCUUCUAAUCCACUUAUUCUACCUGCAGAAAUGGGUAAUGAUGUUUUGGAGAUACUUCUGCAUAUGGCAUCUGAUGGAGUUGAGGAUCUGUAUAAUCAUAUCUACAAAUUAAUGCCUUUGCAAGAUAUCACUGGAAAAUCGAUUAAGCGAAUUGCGUGGGAAGCUACAACUGACAUGAGAUCUCCUAGAAGGCAUGAAUUUCCACAUGGUUAUGUAAUUAAUCAAGGCAUAGACUUCAAUUCCUUAUCCCUAGAAGCUAUAGCUCCUAUAGCUAUUGGUAUGAUUGAAACCCUUUUGAUAGAAGGGUUAAGAGUACAAUCUGGCAUGUCGACUGUGGCGGCACCAUCAAGCAUUCGUCCCCAGCAGCAUACGGGGAUUGUUGAUGUUAAUGGAUUGAUAGGUCUGUCAGUGACAUUGGAUCAGUGGUUGGGAUUGGAUUCUGGGAUUAUUGAAGGAGAUUUGGAGCAAAUUUUAAAGGUCCUUAAAGCUCAUCAUUCGAAAAUAUCAGAAUUAGACGAUGAAGUGUUGGAAAAGGCCAUGGACAGGGUAAGAAUAUAUGGCAGCGAAUACAGACUCUUUGGAAACCACAUAACAGUGGCUUGCAUGAUCCAGCUUAGGGAUCCCCUACGAAAUUACGAACCUGUUGGCGUUCCGAUGCUGGUUUUAACUCAAGUCGAAAGGGUUCACAUACACGAUGAUGAAUCGUCGCGAUCCCUCAGCAUUUUUCUUGAAAGACAGGAUGAGGGAGCUGAGAAUGAGGCCCUGCAAAAUGAUUCAAAUGAUGUAGAAAACUCAGCACCCCAGUUCAGAUUUAAGACCAGUGAGAUUCAUCUUGCCAGUGUUACAACCAACGAAGCCGGGAAAAGGAAACUAUGGGGUACCGGAGCUCAGCGGCAAUCUGCAUUCCGAUGGUUGCGCACCACCGGCAUGGAUAGUAGUAGUACUACUAAACAUUCAACUUCGAAGUCAAAGGCAAUCGUUAGAUCGUUCCCAUUGUUGACCAACAAGUUGCUGAAUGAGGAUAUUUUAUGGAGCAUUUCUUGUGUUCAUGAUAACAAGAGGACUAGUGCUGAAAAUGUACACAUUCGGAACCCUGAUAUUAUCUUUUCCAAAUUGAACUAACAGAUAAUUUUUUGACAUGCCAUGUUAGCCAAUUUAGGGGAAAAAAUGUUCCUCUUUGUAGAUAGUUUAUACUAAUUGGUAGAUAUUUUGUUAUCUGGGAAUGAAGUUAUACGAA